This is a messenger RNA of Paramecium pentaurelia, 598 nucleotides long. The record is from the annotation of a GenBank genome assembly. Lineage: Eukaryota; Ciliophora; Oligohymenophorea; Peniculida; Parameciidae.
AUGAUACAUUUACCCACAAUUGAUUUGAUUUCUAUUCCUAAAUCUAAUGAAAAUGAAAAAAAUGAAGCCUCUUUUGAUUUUAGAAGAUUUAAGCUCAAAAAGAUUACAAAAAUGAACCAUUCACUUUAAAUUAAGUUAAAUAUAGUAAACAAAGAUUCAAACGCCAAAAAUUAAGUGGCAUUUGGAUCUUCUUAAGAAAGGAGAAAGCCUUCAGGAAAAAAAUUUCCUCCAUUAUAAUAUGAUUUAAAUUUUAAGUCUGUUGAUAGGCAUCAAGCAUCUCCAAAACUAAGGACAAUAAGAAGUACAAGAAUAAAAUCUGAAGUCUCAUAAUAAUAUUGUGAACGAUUUCCAUAUUCAUUUCUUAAAACUGAAACCAUAGAAUAAACAAUCUAACCAACUAAAUUAAAUUGUCUAUAAAAAUUGAUAAAGAAAGUGAGAUCUCCAAAAAUUGAAUUAUAAUCUAGUAUUAUGCUUAAAUAAGAUGAAUUCAUACCGAUGAGUUCAAAGGAACUUAAAGAAAGCUUAAUAUCUUUAAUGUAAAAUAUUUUUAAUUUUUAGGCACAAGUAUGGCAUAAGAUAAAAUGAGAUUAGAAAAUGA